GACCAGGAACGACUCUUAUAGCUGCUAUAACGUAAGUGAUGACUGAAACUAGCUUGUUUCACGGACGUAGAACAACAUUAAAUGCCGUGUAAGCUGUAAUUUGCAGGUUGGGAUGACAUCUUUUUUUUUUUUCAACUCGGCAUGUUCGAAGUGUUGCGAAGUGGGGGAUAAAACAUCUUCUGUUAGCAUCUUUUGUUGGCUUUAAGCUAGCCAGCUAGCUGUGAUGAGUGACGCAUAUUUUCCUCCUCAAACCACAAACUUUGGCGUCAGUGUUUUAGAUUCAACAAGCGAAUAUGUCUUGCGUGCCGAUUGCUGCGUUAUGAGAGAAAUAAUACACUUCAGGACAUGCUCUUGUAGGAAAAUAAUCAACUUUAGACUGGUAACUAAGAUCGCUUAAUCACACCACCCCGUCACUCAGUAUUUAACUGUAACACAAACACAAGCUAGUGGAUGUAUUUUAUUCUAUUGUAAAUGUAUCAAAUGUAAUACUUAUUAUUACAGAUUAUUUGUGAUUCAAAUCAAGCAUCUUGUCUCUGAGGUAAUAAAUAAACAAAUAAAUAAACAAAUAACUACGGAGUAUUAUUUUGUCGCCACCUGGUGGCCGCUCGUGUUACUGCAGCUGUGCUGUAAAUGGCGUCUGCAGUGAGUUAAUGGAGUUUUCAGUGCUGGCGCUUAAACUCUCACUCAUUAUUCGUGUUUUUCAUCAUUAUAUCAGUGUAAGGAUCAGCAAAUAAAAACCGCCUGACGAGACGAUGAGCACGACGUUGUUUUCGUGGUCGGAAAAAAUGCUGCAGCUUCUUCGCCGGAUGAACAGCUUUCAUUUACCAGGUUCUAGCUUAGAGAAAUGUUUGCGGUUCAAGGUCGCAGGUCAGCAGGUGGGUUGGAUCCGGCCGGAUGUGGCGUCAGUGCUGUGCCGUUACCCCGAAGUGUUCUGUACAGUAGGGGGCGCUAUAGAACUCUGCCCAACGCUGGACUCGUAUGAGCGCAGGACACAGGCGGUGGACGUCGUGCUGCAGACGCUCAGAAAGGAGGCGGGGUUUACGUGUCUAAAGGGGUGGAGAAAUGAGAUGUACGCGGUGAUGCCGAGGUUCUGCGACGCUCCGCUGAUGCACAUGGAGAGAGCAGCGACGAGUCUGUUCGGAGUGAAGCGUUACGGCGUACACAUUAACGGGUUCAGUCGAGACGGAGAUGGGAAGCUGAGCAUGUGGCUCGGCAGGAGAUCCAGCACUAAACAGACUUAUCCUGGAAAACUGGACAACCUGGCAGCAGGGGGUCUAGCGUCCGGCUGCAGUAUCAAACACACACUGUUGAAAGAGUGUGAGGAGGAAGCGUGCAUCCCUCCAUCCCUGGCGCAGAGAGCGCGACCUGUAGGAACCAUCAGCUACACGUACGAGGAUGACGAGGGCGUGUUCCCCGAGUGCCAGUUCGUGUUCGAUUUGGAGCUCCCGAGCGAUUUCAAACCUCAGAUCGGAGACGGAGAAGUGCAGGAGUUUUAUUUCUACCCCAUCGAGAAGGUGAAGGAACUGAUCGUAGGUGAGGACUUUAAGCCGAAUUGUGCCAUGGUGGUGCUGGAUUUCCUCAUCAGACACUCCGUCAUAGAACCCGACUCAGAGCUGUAUUAUCAGGAGUUUGUCUCCGGGCUGCACAGAUCGUUCUAGAACAUGGACGACUCUCUCUAACACAACUGCAAGACGUUAACCUCGUACGGCGCGGACCCAAGGCCGAACAAAACUCCAGUACGACGUGAC
Messenger RNA from Ictalurus furcatus (blue catfish), 1748 nucleotides. It is a transcript of the gene tpk2, whose product is annotated as thiamin pyrophosphokinase 2. The record is from RefSeq and is a predicted model, not a curated record. Gene Ontology annotation, molecular function: 8-oxo-dGDP phosphatase activity. Bases 753 to 1658 code for a protein of 301 amino acids. The transcript has 8 exons. Lineage: Eukaryota; Metazoa; Chordata; Actinopteri; Siluriformes; Ictaluridae.